Penicillium crustosum is the source of this 681-nucleotide messenger RNA. RefSeq lists its product as uncharacterized. The coding region runs from base 1 to 681 and encodes 226 amino acids. Gene Ontology annotation, cellular component: nucleus. Gene Ontology annotation, molecular function: DNA binding. The transcript has a single exon. Gene Ontology annotation, biological process: aflatoxin biosynthetic process; regulation of DNA-templated transcription. NCBI's taxonomy places the organism in Eukaryota, Fungi, Ascomycota, Eurotiomycetes, Eurotiales, Aspergillaceae. The record is from RefSeq and is a predicted model, not a curated record.
AUGGAACCAAGCGAGAUAAACUCGACGGCAACCGAAACGGCAUCAGCCCUACCGAACAGACCUCUCAUUGGUAGUGUCUCUGGCGAUCAGAGCGAUCCAAGCGACUCAUCCGAGGUAUCCCACAGCUGUAUCGCUCAGGCCGCUCAAAUCCUUGUCGAUGCAAGGACCGAUCACAAAAUGGGGGAACAAAUAAGAGAUACGGGAUCCACAAGGGGAGGCACUCUCUUGGAAGAGCGCUGCAGGGAUGCGGAGCUUAUCAUGGGCGAUGUGAUCUUCACGAAUCGGAAGAUUAUUGAUCAAGUUACUGGGAUCAUGGGUUGUGACUGUGCGGUAGCCGACUGUCAGAUUUUGGUUGUGAUCUCCCUGAUCUGGUUUCAUCUAAUUGACAAAUACUCCGAAGCCACCACCGUUGCCACGGCAGUGGUCACAACGGGCUUAAUCAGCCGACAAAGUCGAGACAGGAUAACGGGGUCAGUGCAGGUACUUUUGGGCGAGCUUCGGGGCCUAUCAUCGCUAGUUGAAACCCUACUAGCCCGAAGUACAGAAGGACGAGCUGCAACCCCGGGACACGGUGCGGUUGGUGUGUCGGUCUCCGUAUUCAGGCAACUGCAGGGCGAUCUGACCCGGCAUCUACGGCAACUAUAUCUCAAGGUGGAGCAGCUUCAACAAGAUUUGGUUUAA